Paraphaeosphaeria sporulosa is the source of this 1591-nucleotide messenger RNA. Its product is annotated as tRNA methyltransferase-like protein. NCBI's taxonomy places the organism in Eukaryota, Fungi, Ascomycota, Dothideomycetes, Pleosporales, Didymosphaeriaceae. Gene Ontology annotation, biological process: RNA (guanine-N7)-methylation. Gene Ontology annotation, molecular function: protein binding; tRNA (guanine(46)-N7)-methyltransferase activity. The record is from RefSeq and is a predicted model, not a curated record. The transcript has 5 exons. Gene Ontology annotation, cellular component: nucleus; tRNA methyltransferase complex; cytosol. The coding region runs from base 1 to 1449 and encodes 482 amino acids.
AUGAUUUCACCCUACCAGUGCCUUGCGGCGUGCACACGGCGUGCGGCUGAUGGUCAUGAGUGGCUGCUUUUCGGAGCGACAGGCUCUGACCUUGUGGUGCAGUCCUCUAGUGGGGUCGCAUCGACUUGGACGCCAGAAAUUGCUGCCCCGGAAGAACCCGACCGUGAGGCUGCACAGGAAGGCCCUCCUGCAAAACGGGCUAAACUCACACCCGUGGCAGAACCCAAGCCUAACUUAUCGCAUCUGAAAGUCACCAAAGACGGUAAACAUCUUGUUGCAGUGUCUGCCGAGGACAAGUGCAUCCGCGUCUUUAAAGUAGGCGAUCAAUGUCAGUUGGUGCAGCAAAGUCAGAGAUGCAUGGGCAAGCGUCCUUCCUCCAUUACUUUGGCUAUGGACGACACCACAAUAUUGUGCGCAGACAAAUUCGGGGACGUGUAUUCCUUACCACUACUACCAUCCCCAGAAGACGAGCAGGCCGCUACACCGGAACCCAAAGAUGACCAGAAGAAAUUCGAACCCUCUGCCAGUGUCCUCACGGUUCACUCUGGAAGGAAUCGCAAAGCCCUGGAAGAACAGCUGAAGCAAGCUCAGAAAGGGGCGAAGCAGGUGAAGGAUACGCCGAGAUUCAAGCACCAUCUCAUCAUAGGCCACGUAUCAAUGCUCACAGACGUUGUCUGUGCCAAAAUUGGCUCUCGAAGCUACAUACUGACUGCCGACCGUGACGAGCAUAUCCGAGUAUCCCGUGGGAUACCGCAGACGCAUAUCAUUGAAGGAUUCUGUCAAGGCCACGAGGAGUUCGUCAGCCGCCUAUGCUUCUCAAAGUCAGGACGUCUUGUAUCUGGAGGCGGAGAUCCAUAUAUGUACAUUUGGGACUGGCUGUCCUUCCGCCUUAUCGAGAAGAUUCCUCUUCAAGAGCCCUUAUUCGAACACUACAAAGGACAUCCACAUCACACUGGAGCUGCAGAGUUCAAGGUCGCUGUUUCUGGAAUAUGGGCGGUUCCUAAUAGUGCACAGGAGAUCCUAGUAGCUUGCGAAGGCGUUCCAGCACUGGUGAGCUUCAAGCUGGGUAGCUCAUCGAGGACAGGAAGGGUGUUGCCGUUGAACGGGAAUGUGCUCGAUCUGGCAUUCAUUGCGGUGGGUGCAGGUCAUUCCAUAGCAGCAGUCUCCAUCGACCACGUGCACCAACCGGGCUCUAAGCAUGAACUCCGCCAGGAAUCUGGCGCUUCGCGUUUACAAUGCCUUUCCAACCACAACUCGGGAGAAUGGGAGGACGAUGAGACCUUGACUAAGGCGCUCGAGAGGUUCAGCCGGUCUAUGCCGAACGGAGCGCGCGAGUCAGGUACUGCGAGUGAAACUGAUCGAGGCAAAGCCGACAACAAAGCAAAGGCACUUCGAGACCUGCUGUACGGUGUGGAGAACCUGAGAAAGCGUCCAGGCGCGGAGGAUUAGGCAAUGCGGCGAAGACCGGUUGCCGAGGCAUGACGCAGGAUAUGCGCAUGCUCUUUGUAAGGCUCAUAGGAAUGUCUGAACAGUCGCUGGGGCGUUCACAGCGUGACACAUGAUGUCUGUAGGUUUCAAAACAGCUGCAAGA